This is a messenger RNA of Etheostoma cragini (Arkansas darter), 4266 nucleotides long. It is a transcript of the gene znf598, whose product is annotated as zinc finger protein 598. Gene Ontology annotation, biological process: rescue of stalled cytosolic ribosome; protein ubiquitination. The record is from RefSeq and is a predicted model, not a curated record. Lineage: Eukaryota; Metazoa; Chordata; Actinopteri; Perciformes; Percidae. The transcript is spliced from 13 exons. The coding region runs from base 206 to 3058 and encodes 950 amino acids. Gene Ontology annotation, molecular function: ribosome binding; ubiquitin protein ligase activity.
UGCCCAAAUGCUCAAUCGUUCGAUAGCUCCAAGAAGCACCAUACCGGAAGGUAGAUCGUCCAUCCUCAUAACAUACAGAUCGGAGGUCCAGCAUCUGACGUGACGCGGCAGUAGCUCAGACUUCACAAUUAUAUAAACGCUCCAGCGGCUGAAGCUCACCCUAAUAACAAAUAGUACUGAAGUUAAACUGUGCCUUUUCACCACCAUGACUUCAACAACCACUAAAGAAACAGAAAAGCACUGCGUCCUAUGCUGCCAAGAAGUCGAUAUCUUCGCCUUGGGAAAAUGCGACCACCCAGUUUGUUACCGCUGCUCCACCAAAAUGAGGGUGCUGUGCGACCAGAAGUACUGCGCCGUCUGCCGGGAGGAGCUCGACAAGGUGGUGUUCGUGAAAAAACUGGAGGCCUUCUCAUCUCUGCCCUACCAGCAGUUUCCCUGUGAAAAGAAGCAUGAUAUCUAUUUUUGUGAUGAGAAGAUCUUUGCCCAGUAUAGGCAUCUGCUGUUGCCAGAGUGCCUUUGCUGUUCAGAGCCGAAGGUCUUCUCCAAGUUUGAGGAGCUUGAGCAGCACAUGAGGAAGCAGCAUGAGCUCUUCUGUUGCAAGCUCUGCACAAAGCAUCUCAAGAUUUUUUCCCAUGAGCGUAAAUGGUACAACCGUAAGGAACUGGCACGUCACAGAUUACAUGGAGACCCAGACAACACCAGCCACAGAGGACACCCACUCUGCAAGUUCUGCGAUGACCGUUACCUUGAUAAUGAUGAGCUGCUUAAACACUUGCGCAGGGACCACUACUUCUGCCAUUUCUGUGAUGCAGAUGGUUCUCAGGAAUACUACAGUGAUUACCAGUACCUGAGUGAGCACUUCAGAGAGAGUCACUAUCUGUGUGAGGAGGGCCGCUGUGCCACAGAACAGUUCACCCAUGCAUUCCGCUCUGAGAUUGACUACAAGGCCCACAAGGCUGCAGCACACAGCAAGAACCGAGCAGAAGCUCGACAGAACCGCCACAUCGACCUGCAGUUUAACUACGCCCCGAGACAACAGAGGAGAAAUGAAGGUAUGGUGACAGGUGAGGACUAUGAGGAGAUGCGUCACGCUAGAGGAGGAAGAGGAAGGCCUCAUGGGGGACAGAAGAGCUGGAGAUACUGCCGAGAUGAAGAGGACAGGGAGGUGGCAGCUGCUAUGAGGGCUUCCAUGGCAAAGCAUAGACAGGAGGAGAGAGGACCGAUGCAGGAGAGAGGCCCCAUGCAGGAGAGAGGAACAAUGCAGGAGAGAGGCCCCAUGCAGGAGAGAGGACCGAUGCAGGAGAGGAUUGCUCCCAAACACUGCAGAGAGGAGAGGACGGAGAGAACAGAACCAGAAGAGCCCAGACACCGGACCGGACCAAUAAAACCAUUAAGCAAACCUCCAGUAAAAACGAUGAAGACCGCUAAUCUUGGUGAUGAAGAAGAUGACUUCCCAGCUUUAGGAGCCAGAGCUGCUCCAGCCAUGGUAAAGCCAUGUCAUGCGACGCUAACAGCAGCCCAUGCAGCUCUGAAGGAAGACGACUUCCCUAGCCUCUCAGCGGUAUCUGUUGCAUCUCCUAUGACCCCAGCUUACUCUGCCCAACCUAAGAAGAAUUCCUCUUUCCAGGAGGAAGAUUUUCCGGCGCUCGUGUCCAAAAUCCGGCCCCUCAAACAUGCAGCUGGCACCAAGUCUGCUUGGUCCAACCAUACUGUUCUGACUAAACCCAACACUCAACCUCCACUGUCCUCUAGACCUCCUCCUCCUCCUCCCUCAUCUGCAUCCUCUGGCCCUCAGCCCCUCUCCUCAAACUCUUCAUCUUCACGGAGGAAAAAGAAGGUAGGCGAGAACGGAAAACCAACAUCUACCCGCUCUCCUCCUUCAUCUGAUGAUGAUGAUAACAGAGGCAUGACUCAGCAAGAGUUCCGCUCAGUGCCCACCAUGAUGGAUAUCUCGUCUUUGCUCACCGUUAAAGGAGGCAAAAGCAAACCCUCCGCUGUGACCACUAAGCCUCCAAAUCCAACCCCCAACACUCCCCCUACCUCCAAAGCCAUUAAGAAGAAGAAAACACAGAAGAACACAGCUGAUCCCUCUACGUCUGUGUCUUCAAUGUCGGGGACGACACCAACUGUAGUGGCAAACUCAGUGGAAACAGUGGCACAAAAAGAGAACGUCCCUGAGAGAAGUUGUAACAAACCCCCCUCCAGUACUGUGACAGCACCACUGAUGAGUGGAUUGGCUAAUGGCAACCCGGAGAAGUCACCACCCAUUAGUAAAGAGGCAGUUGCAAUAACCCUCCAUCCCAAGCCAGAUCCCCCUCUUGAUCGGGAGGAAGAGUUCCCUGCUCUCAUGACCAAGAACCCACCACCAGGCUUCAAGUCCUCCUUCCCGCUGAAGGCCUCAGCUCCUGCCCCGUCCCCAGUUUUGCCCCCACCUCCACCUGGCCUGGGUAUCUCAGCCCCUAACCCUCCCCCAGGAUUCACUGGGAUCCCACUCAACAGCAAUGUGGUGGAGCCCGCUCCAUCUGCAGUCAACCCGCCCCCCAAGGUGUCAAGCAGUGGUUACCUGGUGCCAGAGGACUUCCAUCAGAGGAACUUGGAGCUAAUCCAGUCCAUUAGAAAGUACCUCCACAAUGAUGAAUCAAAGUUCAACCAGUUCAAGAACUUCUCUGCACAGUUCAGACAGAGUGUGAUAUCAGCAGUCCAGUACCACAGCAGCUGUAAGGACCUGCUCGGAGAUGACUUCAACCGCAUCUUCAACGAGCUGCUGGUGCUCUUGCCAGACACUGGCAAGCAGCAGGAGCUCCUGACUGCCCAAGCAGACUGUAAGGCGCUGGAAAAGCAGUCGGGCACUGGAGGAGGAAAGAAAAACAAGAACAAGAAGAACGCCUGGCAGAUGCCGACCGCAGUGGCUAACGCAGCAGCUGACCUGGACUGCCAGGUGUGCCCCACUUGCAGACAGGUACUGGCCCCUAAAGACUUCAACUCCCACAAAACCCUGCACACUGGAGAAUAUGAAGAGUUCCCUUCCUUGCAGUCAAUUAGCCGUAUCAUCAGCUAGCCCCUCGUUUUUCUUUGCUCCGUGGGUCAGGCUUUCAGUUACUCAUGCAGACUCCGGUGUGGAAAAAAGCAGCGUGUUUGUUGGGUAUCAUGUCCCGGCGGAGUAAAGGGCUUAUAGCUCAUAAGAAAUUGGAAUUGAAGAGGGUUAUGGUGUUAUUACUUUCUAAGGGGAUCAUGUUGAUGGCACCGGCAACGUCUAACAAGAACUGUUGAUUUAUUUAAUGUAAGAGGAGAGACAAGCCAAGGCCUUACUUGAAUUCUUAGCUUCUUCGUACAAAAAUUGUAUUGAUUUCAAUUUUUUACCUUGCUUUGUGUUUUCACUUAGACCGAAGAUGACAAAAUGUAUUUUGUUAACAGCAACGUUGAUAAAGUAUGUAUGAUUUUGCCAGCGGCGCUGCUUGGUUAAAUAACAGAAUAAACACACAUGUUCGGUUUGACUAUUUAGCACCAUAUUUAUUUAAGUGUAGCCGUUUAAUUGCGUUUAAUUGUUUGUUGCUUUAUGCUGAGGAAGGUCUGUUGAGUGUUUGAGUGAAUGGAUUGUUAGCGUUGUGAAGGAAGGUAAGUGACAGGAUAAAAGCUGCUUCAGAAAUCAGAACAAAUAAGGUUGACUGUUUGAAUGCUUUUUAAUGUAUACCAUAUUCUUUUAAUCUGUUCACAUCACUUGCCAUUGGAUGGGGUAAUCAGCUGAUUAAUGGACUGGCUGUUUAGUGGUGUUGCACAAGGUUUCAAAUGAAAACUAAAUGAAAGCGUGAAUUGCGUAUUUUCGCAGUUGCAUGUUCAAAUAAUCCAUCAGUAGUGUAAUGAGACACAAACCACUGAGGUCACCAGUUGUUUUAUUAAGGCAUACAUUUUGUUAUGAGUAAUAACGAAGAAAUUCCUAGUGUUAUUGUAAUGCUUGCAACACAAAAAAAGCAUUGUCAUUCCCAUACUCACUCUCCACUCUGCCUCCGUCGUAUUCCAGCUGUGACACACUGGGCAUGUUUACUCUGUUAGAGGGGGACUAGUUGGAUCCAGUACACAAUCUGUUCAUCUUCUCUCUCAGGACCCCUCGCCUGCUUCACUGCCCACCUGGUGUGUGUCUGUCCUGUCUGUGUGUGUGUGUGUUUGUUUUUGUCUGAAUGAGUGUGUAUAUAGAGUUUGUGAACAUCACCCAGCAGCUUACUCUAUUUUCUGUCUGGCUUCAAUAAAGCUGUUUCUGUCAGCACUGUA